Messenger RNA from Hordeum vulgare subsp. vulgare (domesticated barley), 1442 nucleotides. RefSeq names its product homeobox protein cut-like 1. The record is from RefSeq and is a predicted model, not a curated record. Lineage: Eukaryota; Viridiplantae; Streptophyta; Magnoliopsida; Poales; Poaceae. The transcript has 3 exons. Bases 271 to 1110 code for a protein of 279 amino acids.
GCGCCGCUCGAUCCCGCCCCCGCCCCCGCCUCGCCCCACACGCUCGCCGCCGCCCUCAUCCCCCUCGAGAUCCGACCAGGACCAAUAUACACGAACCACCAGCCAUGGACGCAAGCUGGAGCGGCGGCGUUAACCUGAACGCCCCUCCGCCCGCCAGAGGCGACUGGCGGUGCGCAGCAGGGUCCUCUUCCCCUCCCCCUUCCGUUUGGUUUGAUCCCUGGCAUUCAAUUGCGCGCGAGGCGUGGCCCGUGCUCCGAUCACGGGGCGCGUAUGGCGCUCCCCGGCGGCCCCACCACGCCGACGCCGGAGCAGCCGGAGCCGCUCAGGCUGGCGGAGGAGGAGGUGCGGGAGGCGGAGCUGUUCGAGGAUGCGGUGGACGUCUCGCCGACCGCCUCCGCGCACCCGGUGACAUGGCGCGAGGGCGAGGCUGCACCGUCGUCGUCGCCGUCGAUGUCGGUGUCGAUUCCGCCGCGCAGCGAGGCGGGGGCCGCGGACGACGAGGAGGAGGCUUAUGAGUCACCUCCGGCGUCGGGAGCGUCGGGGCCUCCGGGGAUUGACAGCGCGGGCUGGUCGCCUUCGGUUUCCGAAUCGCGAGAGGGCAGCGCCUCGCCGUCGGGCAGCGCGCGAGGGGCGCGGAGGAGGAGGAGGGGAAUUGGGGGGCCCUGUCGGGGGCAGCAGGCUCGCCAGGGAUGGAGGACUCAAGGUCCAGGUCCUCGUCGGCACCGCCUUCGCCCGGGCCGUCGUCAUCGCCUGCGCCGCAGAUCAGGCCGCACCCGCGCCACGUGCGGACCGGCAGCUUCCAGCGGUUCCGGCAGCAGAUGCAGCGCGCGUGGAAGCAGUUGCUGUGCACUACGGUCAACAUUGAGGCUAUGGCGAACCAGAAGCGACAGUGGUAUCAAAUCCACGCCAAGGAUCAGAAUCAGUUUAAGGAACCAUCAUCGCUCUUUGAACAUUUUUUUCAUAGUUGGACUCCAUUCUUAUGCAAAUGUUGCAGUAAUUGAGGAUGCUUUUGCAAAAAAGAAAGCUUGGGAGUUUAAUGUGGCAUGUUCAGAGGUUGUUGAUCUUAGUAAAAUUCAGUACCAUGGACCAAUACCAACCAUGGAACCAUAGAUAACAUUUAUGGUCAAGCCACGGCCAAUUGAAUGAAGGUCAGUAUUAAUCUGGGCUUAAGAUCUCAAACUUUGUUAUCUAGCUACUGUUGAAACUUAAGGAAAAAUAACUCACUGCCAUCUCAUUUCAUGCAAGAUUAGUGACUAGAUAUACAUUCCUAGAGGUAAAUAAUAUCAGUUAUUUACUGAGUGAGCUAUCAGCUUUGGGUCCUUUCAAAUAGAAGCUCAAAUUUGUUGGCAUUUUCAGGUGUCAGGCAAUUCUCAUGUCUAAUUUAUGCAUGGUUCAAAUAUAUCAUUGCUUGAUCUAGCUAUUGUUGGAUAAUGCAGCAUAAA